AUGCGCGGCGGCGUCUUGGGGCGCGCCGCGCUACCGGGGCAGCUGAGUGGCCCGCGGGCCCCGGGGCCAAGCCUGCUCACGCGCCCCAACUCGGGAGGGUCCUCCUGGACUCGAGAGCGGACCCUGGUUGCAGUGAAGCCGGAUGGGGUACAGUGGCGGCUUGUGGGGAAUGUGAUCCCCUGCUUUGAGAGGAGGGGCUUCAAGCUGGUGGGGAUGAAGAUGCUGCAGGCGCCAGAGAGAGUCCUUGUUGAGCACUACCAUGACCUGCAGAGGAAGCCCUUCUACCCAGCGCUCAUCAGCUACAUGACCUCCGGCCCCGUGGUGGCCAUGGUCUGGGAAGACCCCAACGUGGUCUGCUCCUCAAGGACCAUGAUAGGACACACCGACUCAGCUAAGGCCGCCCCGGGCACCAUCAGGGGGGACUUCAGCGUCCACAUCAGCAGGAACAUCAUUCACGCCAGUGACUCCGUGGAGGAGGCCCGGAGGGAGAUCCAGCUAUGGUUUCAGAGCAGUGAGCUGGUGGACAGGGCAGACAAAAACCAUGAGAGCAGCAUCUACGCAGCCUGA
Nyctereutes procyonoides (raccoon dog) is the source of this 567-nucleotide messenger RNA. Its product is annotated as nucleoside diphosphate kinase, mitochondrial-like. Gene Ontology annotation, biological process: CTP biosynthetic process; UTP biosynthetic process; GTP biosynthetic process. NCBI's taxonomy places the organism in Eukaryota, Metazoa, Chordata, Mammalia, Carnivora, Canidae. The transcript has a single exon. Gene Ontology annotation, molecular function: nucleoside diphosphate kinase activity. The coding region runs from base 1 to 567 and encodes 188 amino acids. The record is from RefSeq and is a predicted model, not a curated record.